Messenger RNA from Nerophis lumbriciformis (worm pipefish), 5894 nucleotides. The record is from RefSeq and is a predicted model, not a curated record. NCBI's taxonomy places the organism in Eukaryota, Metazoa, Chordata, Actinopteri, Syngnathiformes, Syngnathidae.
UCAUUGCUGGAUCAUUGUCGUUCCUACCUGUUGUGUCGUUGUUUGCUGUAUGCUGUCGUUGCUACCUGUGUGCGUUAAGCUUUCCCUGGAUCCUGACUCCUGUUCCUGCUUCCUGGUUUCUGCCGAAGCAGACAGAACACUGGGAGAGGUCAGAUCAAAGAAAAGUUUCCUUAAGUGGAGACCCUUCAGAUCAGAAAGACGGCGUAAUGGAGCCAGCAGUGUGCACGUAUGGUCGCACUUUUGUGGAGGUGAUGAGUGAAAAGUACAGUCCAGAGAACUUCCCGUACCGGAGAGGACCUGGCAUGGGGGUAGUGGUGGUUCCAACUGCAUGUCCCCAAGGUUCCCCUAUGAAAGACCGGCUGAACCUGCCCAGUGUGCUGGUGUUGACUGGUUGUGGAAUUAGCAAGGCAGGAGAACAGAGUGAAAUCGCUGCCUUCUGUUCCCAUGUCAUGGAGCUGGACCUGUCCCAUAACAAGCUGCAGGACUGGCAUGAGAUCAGUAAAAUUGUGUCAAACAUCCCCAAUCUGGAUUUCCUAAAUCUAAGCUCCAACCCGCUAGCAGGGGUGACCCUUGAGCCACAGUGUGCUGAAGCCUUUUCUCACGUCCGACGCCUCGUCCUUAACAACACCCAAGUGUCCUGGGACACCGUAAUGCUGCUCACCCGUGGGAUACCUGAGCUAGAAGAAUUGUUCCUGUGCCUUAAUGAGUACAGUGGUGUAAGUGCCUCCAGUGAUGCUUGCCCCAGUGUCCGCCUGCUUCAUAUCACAGACAACAGCCUACACGACUGGGUCGAAGUCCGCAAAUUUGGAUCCAUGUUCCCGGGACUUGACACUCUAGUCAUGGCCAAUAACAAUUUAGCUUCUAUACAAGACAGCAAGGAUAUCCUACAACGACUCUUCCCAAACCUUCGCAGCAUCAACCUCCACAACUCAGGUCUUAAUCGAUGGGAAGACAUUGAGAAGCUGAACUUUUUCCCUAAGCUGGAGGAGGUACGACUACAAGGCAUCCCAUUACUGCAGAACUACAGCAAUAUGGAGCGUCGCAGCCUGAUGAUAGCACAGCUUCCCUCUAUAUCGCUGUUGAAUGGCAGCGUUAUAACUGAAAGUGAAAGAGAAGAUUCAGAGCGAUUUUUCAUCCGUUACUACUUGCAUUGCCCUGAAGAGGAGCUACCUCACAGAUACCAUUGUUUGGUAAACAAGUAUGGAAAGUUGGAGCCAUUGGCCGAAAUCGAUCUCCGGCCACGCUGCCAUGCUGAAGUGGAGGUUCAUUGCGAGGAAAAAGUGGAACAGCUAUGCAUACGUUUGGACAGGACUGUGGCUGAGCUGAAGAAGCAGCUGACGUCAGUGGUCCAGCUGUCAACUAACAGCAUGAGAUUGUAUUACAUCGACAAGAACAGUGCUUUUGGUCCUGAAGAGCUCAAAUACAACACGCGAGCACUUCACUCAUACAAUAUCCAAGAUGGUGAUGAGAUACUUGUAGUUCCCAAGACCAAGUGAACUGUUACUUUACUCAUUGCCAUUUUCUGUAACGAACAGGUACCGACUGAUUGGUUAACUGACUAGAAAACACUGCAAAAUGUAUAUCUUAUAGCUCCAGAGCCUGUGUGUUAAAAUGAAGAGUGAUACAAGAGAAAGAUGAGCUACAUUGUAAUGACUGCACAGUGGAGAGCAGUGAGGCUCUAACUACAAAUGGAUUGAGUUAGGUCUUCAUUUAUUUAAGCUUUAUUUGAGGACAUCCUCUGAAGUGCAGGAUGUGGAGGACGGAUGGAAUUUGACAACUGGCUAGAAGCUGGCAGCUUCAGAUAGGAUGUCAUUGCUGCACCACCACUGCACCUUUAUCUGCAUGAAUGCACCGUGGCUGCACAGGCAGGUAAAUAACCACACUUGCUUGGCCAAUUGUGACGAAAGCUACCUUGAACCACCGAGACGUGGCGCUGCUGAGUGGACUAAAUGAUGUUGUGUUAUCACUUUACUUUUAAGUGUUGAGAACAACUUUUCUUUUAAGAAAAGUUUGACAUCUUCGGGUUUAAUUUUGCUCUUUAAUGUUUUCCUUUCAUGCCGACUCUGCAAACACUGUUUAAAUCUUACUAAAAGAACAAUACAUAAGCCCAAGAGUCAUGUUUGAGACAUAAUCAUGAAGAAAAAUUAGAGUUCUUUAGAGAUAUGAAAUACACUGUAUUCUGACUAUUUAUGAACUAUGAAUUGUCCACAAUGUUGCUGAAAGUAAAUGUAUUCAUCUUCUUACUCAGUGAAAAAUCAAUGAAUAUGCAAAUAUUUUAAAACAUGUUCAAGCAUUUAUCAACCAUACACCAAAUAUUUAAAUGUCUAAUGUUAGUGCGCUGAACAUAUAGUUGUCAAUUAAAUUAGUAAAAAUAUAGUAUGUAUUUACGUUCUGGACUUUGACUUCUGUUGUGCUACUGUUUUUUGUUUUUUUAUCUUUCAUUACGACACAUUUUCAACCUUUUUGCAUCAAAAAAGUAUGCGAAACAUCUCUUUUGGUACACACUCUGGGUAUGUUGAAGGAUUACUAACUAAAAUGGAAAUGGAAUCAACAGGUUAUUGAUGUUGGACACCAAUGUUACAUGGACACCAGUUCAUGACAAAACAACUCAACAAACCCACGCUGUGGAACUCUAAAAUUGAUCACUGGGCUGAUGUCCAAACUUUUUACAUCAAGGACUGACCGCAGUCAGAAUAAGCAAUGGAUUACGGAGGGCAUUUUGAUUGUUUUAAUUUUUUCAAAAAAGAUAAAACCAAAACAAAGUACUUGAAAGUUAAUACAGUGGAGCAUGUUUAGGUCGAAAACCCAUCGAAGUAGACUGGGGAUGCAACUAACGAUUAUUUUACUUGUCGACUAGUCAGCGAUUAUUUUUUUCAAUUAGACGAGGAGUCAAACAAUUAUGGCUAAAGAUCUUGUUUGUGUUUCACGUUAAGUCCGCAACUUGAUUAUAAUUCAUUUUGUACACGUAAUAUAGUACAUUAAUAUGUAAGAAAUGUUCUCGAUAUGACUGGUUUUAACCACAGUGGAAAAUAAAUCAAACAUGAAUCCUGUAAAUGACAUUCAGUGCAAAAAAUAUUUUUAUCCAGUAAUUUUCUGGUUUUAUAGACCCAAUUAUUUACUUCAGUGAAAAAAUGUGUGUAAACAUGGACAUUUCAAAUCUUUGUCGAUGAUUUGAGUGACUUAAAGUUGCAGCCCGAAAGUCGGCCAAAUUAUGAAGUCUUGGUCCACCAUGUUCUUAUUAUUAGGGGUGUCCCAAUUCGAUAUUGAUAUCAAAUAUCUGUUUGAAAGCAGCAAAACACAAAUAUCGAAUUAUAUUAUCUUGCACCAAAAAUCUUCAAUAUAAGUGCUCUGUUACAAGCAGUCCUCCAGCAUGUCUACUUGUGCAAAGCUCGACAACCAGUUAACAACUAAACGUCCUCCAAUAAACUUCAGAAUAAAAGCAUGUACCGUACCCCCCCGUGACCCCGAAAGGGACAAUUGGUAGAAAAUGGAUGGAUAGAUGGAUGGAACAUGGAUUCUAUCAAAUCAAUUAAGGAAAUGCCAUUUAAUAACAAGUAAGAUUUGCGUGUGUACAAAAACGUGGUCAAAGCUAUUUUCGGUUAUGUCGAUGUGAGUCACCAAUCUGAGGGAUGUCGACUUAAACGGUUUCCACUGUAUAUUAACCGAAAAUGUCAGCUUUGUGUUGUUAGCUUCAACAUUUCAACUCCCAGUUUUUAAUGUCUUUUUUUUUUUAGUAAUUGUAUUUUUAAGAAUGUGGCGCGAUCAAUAACAAUUGAUCUGUUGGCUGCACCAUGGGCACCUCUGCCUUAACCACUGAACUAAGGUACAAUAUGUUGUCACUGCAGAUGCAGUUUAGCAGCUCUUUGUGGCAUUAUAAAAACUAGUAGAUUACCUUUAAAAGAAUGAAAACAAAACUAUACAGUAUGUAGAAUAAAUAUUGCAAAGAGUCACCCAUUUACAGAUUGAGUGCAAACUAUUUGUCAAUAUAUUUGUACACACUCAAGUAUGGCUAAGUGUUUUAGUUAUUAUGAGAUAAUCUGUUUCUGUCAACUGUGUUUAAUGCAGAGGAGUCCAAACUAUUUCCACUGCAGGCUUCACACGGAAAAUGCUGAAACCAACCCAAUAUACUGUAGGUCCAUGUAUUCUAGGCCAGUGGUUCUCAAAUGGGGGUACGCGUACCCCUGAAGGUAUGCCAAGGGGUACGUGAGAUUUUUUUUUAAAUAUUUUAAAAAUAGCAACAAUUCAAAAAUCCUUUAUAAAUAUAAAUAAAAACCUAUCUUUUUUUCCAAAUAGUUCAAGAAAGACCACUACAAAUGAGCAAUAUUUUGCACUGUUAUACAAUUUAAUAAAUCAGAAACUGAUGACAUAGUGCUGUAUUUUACUUCUUUAUCUCUUUAUUUGAACCAAAAAUGCUUUGCUCUGAUUAGGGGGUACUUGAAUUUAAAAAAAAUUCACAGGGGGUACAUCACUGAAAAAAGGUUGAGAACCACUGUUCUAGGCUAUCUGAACAAAACAUUCACAUUUGAGCUUUUUGUUAUAUGCGACAAAGUAAAGUUCUGUAAUCCACGCAUCCAUCCAUUUGUAAUAAAAUAUCUCAAUGGUAAUUAUCACAUUUUUAGAAUAUUAAAAAAAACAGCUGUGGGAUAAAAAUUGACCCGGUCCAGACUUUGGACACCCUUAGUUUAAUGUAUUUUCCUAUUAAGCAUCUAACAAGAGAAGGAGUUUCUGUUGAUGUGCAGUAGAAUGGCUAUACAGUGGAACCCACUUGUGGUCCUGUUUAUUUUGACAGCCAGUUUUAUGUCAACCAACUCAUUAAGUCCUGGUCCACCAUGUGCCUGCUUAAGUCGACACUACACCAUGGUCGACAGCGUUUCUCAACAUAAGAUUCAAGACCAAUGAGGCCAUUUCUGUGGAAAUUGGUCCUUUUAUGUUGACAUGUGUCGUAGUAUUGUCAACAGCAACAUAACUACUGUCUAGUUACACAACAUGAAACGCGCAAACCGUGACUUCCGGUUCAAUACAAAGUAAGCGUCAAAAUAAAAGCAUGUAAGUAUUACCCUGGAGUCUACCACAACAACUUACAAAAUGCAUCCUUUUGUUUUAGUUUUUUGUACCAGAAGAAAAGUUUGCAAAGAUGUACAAAAGCCUUAUUGUCAUCUUACUCAAAACAUGCAACGAAAUUACCCCACAGGAGUAAAUAUAACAUGAUAAUACAGUAGGACCUCAAUUUACAUGCUUAAUCUGUGACAGAGCUCUUGAAACAAAACACUCAAAUCAAAUCUGAAAUUAAUUUAGUUGGUGCUUGGUGCCUCCGAAACAGCACAAGUUUAACAUGUAACAUGCCUUUUAAAAAUAAAAACAAACUUUGAGAUAAGAAACAUUGGAUAAAAACAAAAAAAUAGGAUUUACUUUUAAGAACUACUGUACUGUAGUUUUUGAAGUAAUGUAAUGUAGAGCCUUGGAGAGUGGACUUUUAUGGUAUCUCCUUCCAGCUGUUUUUCCAUCAAACAAACCAUCUGCAGGUUCUACAUAUUUACGUGGUUAAAUGUAUGCUCUUUAAAUAUUAUUUCAACAUCCUUGACUGGAAUUAGACUCAUUCUGCUUCAGUAUGGCGCAAACUAGCAGUGAUAUGCUCUAAUUACUUCACCAACUUGGCGACACGCUUGGUUAUGUGUUUGAUGUUAUAUUUUUUUAAUUCAAUGAAUAUAACCCGCUUCUUUUUCUCUGCACUGUCCUUCACACUCACCUGUGUCUUUACUAUGGUUGAAAAAACAACGUUAUGUCCAUCUCUAACUACGAACUAAUGCCAGCGAGUAAGACCGGUUGUUUUGGGCAGGUAUUAAAGGUUUCACUGUGUCAUUUCUGAUGACAACUUAUGGCAGGGAUGCUUGUAA